Bursaphelenchus okinawaensis is the source of this 436-nucleotide messenger RNA. NCBI's taxonomy places the organism in Eukaryota, Metazoa, Nematoda, Chromadorea, Rhabditida, Aphelenchoididae. The record is from the annotation of a GenBank genome assembly.
AUGGCCUCUUCUGUCCAGCCAGGUGAAAGAUUCCAUAUUUUGGCUCAAUUGGAACAUCUUCAAUCGAAAUACACUGGGACUGGGCAUUCUGAUGUAAACAGGUACGAAUGGAUAACUAACCAACACAGGGACACCAUGGCUUCUAUUAUUGGUGAGUUUAACAAAUUCUUUAUGUUGUGUAACUUUUUAGAUGUAUUUAUUAGAUAAAACGAAAAUAUUUUGACAUGUUCUGGUCUAAUUUUGAGUUUUCAUUGUGCCUAUGAAUAAAUUAAUAACUGGUUAACAUAUUCGUCGAAUUUUAGGACAUCCAGAUCAUUUAUCGUCAUUGGCUGUAUGUGAAAACAUUACUCGAGGCCGCGCUCGACAUGAACUUCUGAAGAGAAUGAUCCAGCCUUGUGGACCACCUCCAAAGAAGAGUGCUCUUGAUGAUCUCUAA